Molecule: messenger RNA, 1887 nt
Organism: Talaromyces atroroseus
Lineage: Eukaryota; Fungi; Ascomycota; Eurotiomycetes; Eurotiales; Trichocomaceae
Exons: 4
Coding region: 1-1887 (628 amino acids)
Source: RefSeq, a predicted model, not a curated record
AUGGCGAUAUGUUCGCUAAUGUAUGAAAGAGCGCCCUCGAGUCCGACUUUCGCACCAUGCAGCGAACAGUUUCAGCCUCGAGGAAUCGAAAUUAACACAUCAGCCCUAGGAAGCACAGGCUUUUUCGGUUCAACAAGCUAUCGAGCUCCAAUGCAAGAUGAGAAUCAUUCUUACAUUUUUGUAAACACUCCCCGCAGUAUUGACGACGAAGGAGUAGCAACCCUUCAUUCCACAACGACUGUCGAACCCAGGCAACUGCAGUUGGGUGUGCAGGUUGCCAAUUUUGUGGCAGCUCACGCCGUCUUGAUCCGAAAACUAGUUGACCGAAUGUAUACUCUAGGUCGACUAGUCAUCAUCCCUCGGAUAAUUAUGCGACAAACACUGGACCAUCUAUGGGAUCUAUUCAAGGAAAACCCCAGCGAAGAGGACACCUCAUAUUCAAGAGCAGCUACGCGCAUGUUUAACAAUUCAUAUCGUCCUAUUUCGAUUACCCAAUCAACUACUCUGGAGGAAUUCUGCUUGCGUAUCACGGGUCCCAAUACCCGCUGGGAGACUAUCGGAAACGUGCUAGUUAUGGCUUGUCUAUCUCUGUGUCAUAUCUCGGAGUCAGAGAUUAUUUUCCUCGAUCCCAACAGUAACUGCCAGAAGUCGACGAUGUUAUCCCAAUUCCAAGAAAUGGCAGAGCAAGUAUUGGCCAUUUGUAAUGGGAUACCAUUAUGUAACGAGCUGGUAGUCUGUCUGAAAUAUAAUCAGAUGUUCCUUGCGUCUCAGAAAUGGGGGAAUUCCAGCCAUUGGCUCUACUCUGCCAUUGGGGAGCUAACCUCUAGUUUGUUUGCGACUGGGAUACACCAAGACACAGGCUGCGAAGACAAACGCCCGAAAUAUCUAAACAAGUGGCGCCUGAGAUGUUUUGCAAUGGUCUAUAUCAUGGACAAGCUCUUUGCCACAUUCCUUGGUAGACCACCGUUUCUGACUCGCCACUACUGCAAAUUGGACCCCCUAUUCAAAGUUAACAGCGUGAUGACAGUCCACAACUUCACACAGGGAUUCGACAUGCUGCAUCUGGAAGAGUCCGGAGAAAAUCAACUUGAAAUCCCCGGAUACCUCCACUUUCGAUUCCUGCUGUCCACUGUUCGCGAAGAGAUCCUCGAGCUUCACCUUGGUACAGGUUCCCAUAACGUCCCGGAAAAAACAAAACAAAUAAUAAGUACUCUCCAGUCAAUGUGGGAUUCCUGUCCCGCUCAAUUACGAUAUUCUCCAAAAAUGUGGACAGAGCUCGUCCCUUAUCAAAACGUCUGGGUUUUGUUCGCUCUCUAUCUGGAGCAACGUUAUUCGCUUUUCCUGGUUCAUCGACUCCGAGCGCAAAAGUCACCCUCCAACCCACGUGCCAAUCUACUUUCCGUAGCAAAAGACAUCUUAUCAACGAUUCUUGUGAUCAACAGGGAACGUGAGCGUCUACGAGCGAUUAGGAGUGACUUGAGCAGUGUGCUUCUUCCCUUCGGGCUGCCCACCGCCGAAGUACUAUUGGAAGACUUGCUUCACCAGUCUGCUUCAUCAUCUGUACCCUCAUUUGCGCGACCUUCCAGGGGCGAUACUAUCCGUGACCUCAUUGUCUUUGUCUCGUGCCUUGAAUGGGCUGCUGAACCGGGGUCGAAUCAUUUUGAACUGGGCCAGACUAUCAAGUCAAGGUUCACUCGUCUUCUCGAUCAUAUAAUUGACCCACCACGGAGUGCCCUUCACGCGUCUAAUGCCUUUGACGGUGUAGACCAGGCUCUAGAAGUCAGUGGAUAUCCAGGGCCGGGGCUAGAUACGAACCCCUUCGUCGACUGGGAUUUUGGGAGUAACCAGGACAUUCGAUAUAACCUAUGGAGUGGCUCAUUUUUCUGA